AUGACUGAAGCUGCAGCCCUUAGGGUAGAGAUUGAAGAGCUUACCCGCGCGAUAACCCGCCAAACGAAGUUAUUGAACGAGAUGCAGACAAAGCUAGAUCUCCUUCAAGAAGAACUACGCUCAAUUCCCUACCCCAUCCUCACUCUACCAACCGAAAUCAUAUCCAAAAUAUGCGUGCAUUCUCUCCCCACAACUGGAUUUUGUUUCCAAACCGAUUCGGCGCCAAUCGUGCAUACCAGAAUCAGUCGUUUAUGGCGCGCUAUUGCUAUAUCGACGCCAGCGCUAUGGACGUGGGUCAGAGCUUGGAUGCCGGAGAAGGGAUGGAAAAACAUCUUUGGAUUGUUGGAUUUAUGGUUCUCGAGGUCCGGAGACCUACCCUUGGCCGUCAAUAUUUCUGGAGACCUGGGUUGGACGAAAGCCUCGACGGCUGAUGGCUUCUUCGCAAUAUUGCAAAAAUACUCGCCUCGAAUACGGUCUCUCAAGUUGAACAUGUCUUCCGAGGAUCUGUUGCGGCUGGACACCUUCGAUUUCCAGUGGGACUCGCUCAAGACAUUCAGCUUUGGUCUGUUAUACGAGAUUACGCCAACAUUCACUCCUGUUUUCACAUUUCUCCACACCGCAGCAACGCUUCGUGACGUAGAGCUGUCCUCUAUGCUCCCAUCGAUGUUUGACGUCCCUUGGGCUAAUGUUGCGAAAUUUGACGGAGCCUUUUAUACCACUCGCGAAAGUUUGCAAGUCUUCGACCUGCUAGCAAAUGCAGAGGAUAUGGAACUAGUCAUGUAUGCUGCUCCCGAUGAUGGGAGGGAGGAGAGUCCAAACCCCGUCGUCUACGAAAAUAUUCGUCGAUUUUGCAUCACUGAUCAGGGGUCACCCAACGACCUUUCGCAUCCCCUCGAAUGCUUCACCUUCCCUCAACUAAUCACACUCGAACUCAAAGACGAGAUUGACGGGGACGCGCUAGACUUGUUUUUCCGCCGGUCCAGAUGCCCUUUACAAAAACUAGUUCUCACAAGCGGAGAAGUCCUUAGUGAUGUCUCCAUCGAUACAUUCACCCAGCUGCCCAGUCUCCUCGACUUGACGCUCUGCUCCCCGUCACAAACAUUCCUGGGGGACCUGCUCCGAGAAUACGCUGGUCAGGCAGGCUUCCUGCCUAACCUGGAAUGCCUCGCGAUCACUUGCCAAUUCCCAGACCAAAUAAGCUUGGACAUUCUGGUGGAUUAUGUAGGCCUGAAGCUCAAGCAGCGGAGAGAAUCUCUGCCGGAUGCCAAGUUACCAAAGUCACUGCGACUCGUCACGGAAACAACGGAGAGCAUGCGAUACCAGUUUUCGGAAAGGCGGCUUUCCGUCUACCGCGAGUUGAGGAGCGAAGGGGUGCAGGUUGAGAUUGUUGGCGGAGAUUUUGUCAUUUUCUGA
Mycena indigotica is the source of this 1413-nucleotide messenger RNA. Its product is annotated as Ribosomal-protein-alanine acetyltransferase. The transcript has a single exon. NCBI's taxonomy places the organism in Eukaryota, Fungi, Basidiomycota, Agaricomycetes, Agaricales, Mycenaceae. The coding region runs from base 1 to 1413 and encodes 470 amino acids. The record is from RefSeq and is a predicted model, not a curated record.